Messenger RNA from Neoarius graeffei (lesser salmon catfish), 4005 nucleotides. RefSeq names its product neural precursor cell expressed, developmentally down-regulated 9 (gene nedd9). Gene Ontology annotation, molecular function: protein binding. Gene Ontology annotation, cellular component: cytoplasm; plasma membrane. The record is from RefSeq and is a predicted model, not a curated record. Bases 830 to 3133 code for a protein of 767 amino acids. NCBI's taxonomy places the organism in Eukaryota, Metazoa, Chordata, Actinopteri, Siluriformes, Ariidae. The transcript is spliced from 7 exons. Gene Ontology annotation, biological process: cell surface receptor protein tyrosine kinase signaling pathway; cell migration.
UAAAUUAAUUAGCAGAUGUAGGCAGAGGAAAAAAAAACCUCUUGCAUUUUAGCUAAUGGUGUGAACGUAUUUUGCUGCCACCGUCAGGUGAAAGGAGGAAUUACGACCUGUUCUAAUAGAGAAGCCAGAUAAUGAAUUGGGUGUGAAGACAGGUUUAUUCAGAUACUGUGUGAACCAUACUAACAUGACCACUCCUAUUGGUUGGUGUUGACUCUUCGGGUCAUGCUGAAGCUCACAGAUGUCUUUCUGAGCAAGCGGUUGUUAUGCGAAGUGGUUGUGUGACCAAGGCAACGGGCGUGACACAAUAGCCACAUAUCUGAUCCGAGAUAAUGAAGGCCAGGCAGAGAGGUUCACAUGGGAACCGUUUUAGUCCAUGUCUGAAUACAAGCCUUCACUCAGAAAGAGGCACCAAGAUUUGUUUCUUCAGAAACAGUGUCUAAGCAGGAGAAGGGAAUAUUUUGGAGAAUUAGAUUUUUUUUUUUCAUGGACGUUAGCUCUUUCUGCCUAAUGAAUGCUAUGAAUCAGAUCUGUAAGUUGUGCAAAUGGUAGGGGGAUAAAGGAAGUAGCUUAACAGUUGGAUUAGUGGAGAGAAAAUGGUUUUGUUGUGACGGCCUCGGGAGGAGUGUUUUGCCUACACCACGGCAGGCUGAAGACAUUAUGAUUGUUUUCUUCCAGUGAUCCAGUUCAAGCCAGGCUGGCAUGAUAUAGUUUUUAAAAGGAGAAGUUACUGAAGCACUUUGAACAAAGUGUCCCAUUUUAAAGAGGAGGUUCUUCGACUACUGUGCUAAAUUAGAUUCGGCCAUGUCUCUCAUGUGUGGAUUUAAAGCAUAUGGCUCCUAAAGCGAACCAGAUGGCGAAGGCACUGUAUGACAAUGUGCCUGAGUCGCCAGAGGAGCUAGCGUUCCGCAAAGGUGACAUCCUGACAGUGAUCGAGCAGAACACAGGCGGCCUGGAAGGCUGGUGGCUCUGCUCACUGCACGGGCGCCAGGGCAUUGCCCCAGGGAACCGCCUUAAGCUCCUCAUCACGCCCAUGUUUGAGGGAAAUGCAGCAUCCACACCCUCACCAUCACCAAAUCUGGCCAACCAACAGCAGAGGCCCCGAACCCCCCAGGGCAUGUACCAGCCCACCCAGGGUUCUCAAGCACAGGGCAUCUACCAGGUGCCACCCUGCCAGGAUGUGUACCAGGUCCCACAGAGGAGCACGCUGGCAACUGAUGGAAUGUCGUGCAAGGUGACGACCCCGACACGAGUUGGACAGACAUACACCUAUAACCCUGCACCCAGCAACUCUCAAGACCUUUAUGAUGUGCCUCCCAUGCGAACUCAAGGGGUUUAUGACAUUCCAGCUGGGAAAAAAAAAGGAAUGCAUGGAAGUCCUCGAAUUCAGGGUCUUUAUGACAUUCCUCCUACACAGGACACAAGGAAUCAGGGAGUGUAUGACAUACCACCGCCAACACAAGGGGUUUAUUCUGUACCACCUUGUAAAAGUAGCUCCACUCAAGAUGAGGGCAGUUAUGACUUUCCCCAGCCUCACAAAAAGAAGCCAGAGGGUGUAUAUGAUGUUCCACCUAUGUCCCUGUCUAAAUCCACCCAGUCAAACUAUGACUUCCCUCCAGGUAACUGCAGCAGUGCCGUCUAUGACAUUCCAGCAAGCCAGCUUAAUUCUGGAGCAUCCCACGAUUUAUACGAUGUCCCACGUGGGAUCCAGCAGCAAACGCAGUGUAGGGAGCGUGAUCGCAACAAGGGUAUCUAUGAUGUCCUGCCCCCUGAAUCUCGUUCAUUGGCUGAUGUGACUGAAGGCAUGAACCGCUUAUCUUUUUCCAGCACAGGGAGUAGCAUGUCCACUUCUUCAUCUUCAGCUAGCUCUCCAGCAGAGGGCCGUCUCCUGCUGGACUUAGAUUGUGCCUUACAGAAGCUCAGCCACCUGCAGCAGGGCCUGGAGUCCUCCCUCUCUUCUCUCCAGACCCUGACCUCCUCGCCCAACUGGAGAACUUGUGGCUUCAUGGAGUACUAUGCUAAUGAAGCGCGCUGUACUAUGGAACGUGUUCGUAGCACUCUUGCUGAUUUCCUUGCUUUCGGUAAAGGCGCUGCAGCAAAUGCAACCACACUAUCGGACCCAGUACUGCACUCUAAAUUGAGAAAGCAGUUGCAAAGGCUGGAGGACUCACAGCAGAUCCUGCAGCAGAGCCUGGAAAACAGUAGUUGGGCACGUGCAACUGGCAAGCAACAGAAUAAAUGUGACGAACUGGACCGCUUUGUUAUGGUGGCACACACUCUUACUGAUGAUGCCAAGCAGUUGGUGUCCACAGUAGGAGGCAGUGCAGAGCUACUGUUCCGCAGGGCACCUAUAGAGGGUGUUGUUCACCCUUUUACUUGCAACCCAAUAGAAGAGGAGAGCUACAGUGGCCAAACCAAACCAUUCCCUGUGGUUCAGGACAGUGAACAGUGCGUGAAAAGCUGGAUGGAGGAUUAUGAUUACGUCCAUUUGCAGGGUAAAGAAGAAUUUGAGCGUCAGCAGAAGGAGCUCUUAGAAAAGGAGAAUAUCAUGAACCAGAGCAAGGUCAAACUGGGACAGGAACAGCUGAAUCAGUUUAAGCAGCUGGAGCAGGAGGCGAUCAAACCUGUUGACAGUGACAUCACACAGUGGAUCUCACAUCAGCACUCCACAGGCUCCUCCUCCCCGUCAGAUUCCUCCUCCACAUCCUCUGCUGGAAGUGGAGCUCAGUUAUGUGGACGGGACCGGCAGCUGCUGGCCUUCUACGGAGAACAGUGUGAGCAGCACUUCGUGACUCUCCUAAACGCCGUGGAUGCAUUCUUUAGCUGUGUGGCAGCCGGCCAGCCUCCGCGGAUCUUUGUCGCUCACGCUAAAUUCGUCAUCCUCAGUGCUCAUAAGCUUGUAUUUAUUGGAGACACUCUGUCGAGGCAGGCUACUGUGCCUGAAGUGGGCAAUCGAGUGAUGGACUCGAGCAACGUACUUUGCGAGCUUCUCAAAACAGUGGUGGGUGCCACCAAAAUGGCAGCCCUGCAUUAUCCCAACACGCCGGUGGUACAGGAGAUGGUGGACCGAGUCACGGACCUGUCGCAUCAUGCACAGCAGUUUAAAACGCAGCUCUUACAAAUGGCAGCAUUGUGAUCUGUUCAGUGUGUGCGUGUUGUAAGAAAGACUUUAUAUUAUAUUAUAUUAUAUUAUAUUAUAUUAUAUUAUAUUAUAUUAUAUUAUAUUAUAUUAUAUUAUAUAUACCACACAUUGACAAAUGCUGGCUUUGUAAAUAUUGUUCCAGUAUCCGGUGUAAAUAAUUUGGCUCUAUUUUGUUUAGAUUUGUUUUAUAUAAGAAGAAUGCUAUGAAUAUGAAAUAUAAAGUUGCUUUCUAAAGCAGUAAUGGUAACAUUCGGGGGGUUCCCAUGAGCACCCCACAAAUUUGCUCUUAUUACCAGUAGAUUAAAGCUGCACCUGCUACUGGAAAAGUAGUUCUUUACAUUUCUUGAAAUUUGCAGCGUUUUGUAGACAUGAGUGUGAAAGUAAAAAAAAAAAAAACCUCAUUUACCAAAUGACUCUUCAUUUUAUUGUUUCUUGGUUACAAAAGCUAAAAAGACAUUGGCAGUUAUUCAUGCAUUGUGGGUCAACUUCAAAUAAAGCAAGUACUUUCAACAGGUUUAACCCCUACAACCCACAGGCAGGUGCAGAACGACACCCCUCACUCUCAUAAUGACAUUUCCUAUUAGUGUUACUGGAGUUACUGAAUAUUUGCAAUAGUAACUAAACAGUAUGCUUUACAAUGAGCCUUUAAGGGGUUAAGCUGGCUGAACCCAGUCUGUGUCUAGAUUUGACCACAUAGUGUCAUAACUUUAUGAAAGACUUUUAUAUUUCUGCUCAUUGUUAAUUUAAUUUACUAAAAAGCUGUACAAGUAAACAGAAAAAUACUGACACUUGCUAGUGCCUCCAUUUCUCUCUCUCUCUCACACACACACACACACACACAUGUUUAAUUAAACUGGUGCCUUCCA